Molecule: messenger RNA, 2217 nt
Organism: Candoia aspera
Lineage: Eukaryota; Metazoa; Chordata; Lepidosauria; Squamata; Candoiidae
Gene: JOSD2
Product: Josephin domain containing 2
Exons: 5
Coding region: 141-707 (188 amino acids)
Biological process (GO): protein deubiquitination
Molecular function (GO): cysteine-type deubiquitinase activity
Source: RefSeq, a predicted model, not a curated record
UUUCCCCAUCUCUGCACAGUCAGCCUGGCCUUUAACAGCCGUUUCUGGGGCAGUCAUGGUGGAGGGGCUCGUUUAUUGGACUUUCGCUUUUUCCCGGGGCUGAUCUCCUGGGAACGGCCUUUCAGGCCAGCGUGGAUGUGAUGUCUGGGAAUCCAGGCCAAACUGAGACAUCUGCACUUUAUCAUGAGCGACAGCGCCUGGAGUUGUGUGCCGUCCAUGCCCUCAACAACGUCCUGCAGGAACGACUCUUUACCCAAGAGGUGGCUGAUGAAAUCUGUAAAAGGCUGGCUCCGGAGGCUAGGUGGAAUCCACACCGCAGCUUUCUGGGGACAGGGAACUAUGAUGUCAACGUCAUCAUGGCAGCUCUUCAGAGUGUGGGGCUGGAAGCCAUUUGGUGGGACAAACGAAGACCCCUCGAGCAGUUGUCCCUGGCAGGGCUGGUUGGCUUCAUCAUGAACGUCCCUUCCAAUGUGUGCCUGGGCUUCCUGUCUCUUCCGGUGAGGCGUCGCCACUGGAUUGCUGUGCGUCAGCUUGAUGGCAUCUAUUAUAAUCUUGACUCCAAAUUGAAGGCACCGGCACCAAUUGGUGGUGAAGCUGACCUCAGGGUAUUUCUCCAGGAGGUGCUUUCCCAGGGCCCCUGUGAGUUGCUGUUGGUUGUGCCCCAUGAGGCAGGUGAAGCCAGGCCCUGGCUGAGCACUGUGAGGUGAUCUCUGGCCUCCCACAAGAAACUGCCUGGCCUAAAGAUCUUUUUUUCUCCCUGCUGCACUCCUUUGCACCGGCUGCUGCAUAUGUUGUGGAGAAGAUGGGAGCACUCUAUUCCUGUUUAUACUGCCACUCUGGGUGCCGAUGAUAGAAUACAUCUUCCCCUCUCCAAGAAAUGGUCCUGGCUUCUCUCUAUCUCUGCUUGCUUUUUAAAGGCUUGGUUUCUUCUGGGAUGAUAUGGAAUAAAGGACGUGGCACCUAAUGGUGAAGGAUCUCUUCCCAGCAUAGCCAAUUAUAUCAUAUCUAUAUCUAUAUAGGAUCUUCCUUUAGCAGUCAAGUAGAUCAUUCAAGUUGGGGGUUAGUUUUAUGAACAGGGCUUGAUGGUGGUGCCCAUCUCUCAUUUUCAUCCCCAGAAUGUGGCAGUCCAUGAUAUAAAUGCAUCAGUGGAAUGUGGGUCUCACUGCUAAGCCCCAGCAGACCAUGAUUUUGUCUUUUCAGGAUUUGUCUGUAAAAGCCAUUUCUGCUAAUACAUCCAGCACUUUCCUUGGGUGAAGCAGUUUCUGCUGACCUUGCCUCAAGGAGUCCAGAUUUGAUUUUGGAGGAGGCUGCUCUGGAAAAUACUGGAGAAGUCAGGCAGAGCCUUUUGAACAACUGAUUGGGACUUGGAUUAAGAGAAUGAGGAGAUGCUUAAGAACUGUUAAAUGUUAAGAAAAGCAGGAUAACUUCAGUUGCGGGGAGGUGUGCCUAAAGACCUGCCUUCUUUUGACUAUCUUGCGUUUUCUUGUGAGGCUGCUUGAGGAAAAAUGAAAGGAUUAAGAAUUCUGGGGUAGCUAUGGUUGAAGUCAAGAAGGCAGAAAUUGAGAGGGGGAGAAGAACACUUUGCUAGAAUCAUGGUUUAGGAGAAGAGAGUAGUAGUAACAGAGAGUAACUGUGCAGCCCCUAAGGGGCUUCUGUGCCUUUUAUUUCUGGCUGACAAAAAUUCAAUAGGAUGAUUUUUCCCAAGAUUGAUGCCUUAAGGCAGUGGCCUUCCUCACUGAAUGGUGCUCCUGGGAAUUCUAGUUCAGCGUUAUCUGGAGGGUAGUAGGUUUCCAUCCCUGUUUUAGGGGUACUUGUGCCUGCUGAAUUUUUGACUGUCACAUAAUGAUUAAUGGAUAAGAAUCUGGCACAGUGGACAAACAAGUGAUGGUCCUCUCCCAGAAAGCAAAAACCUUUGCUUUUUCUUAGUUUCCUUUAUUUCAAAAGGAAAAAAAAAACUUCCUUGUGCCAGAGAAAAAAGAGUAUAUGGUAGAAAGUUCAAAUAUUAGCCUGGGGGCUAAGCAGUGGUCAGGACAUAGGAGACUAAUUCACUGCCCAGUUCAUCAUCCAGUUUUUAUGUGUUUUUAUGCUUCUCUGGGCUGCAUUGCCCAUUUUGUGAUGUAAAAUAAACAUAAACCUUCCAAGUUUUAUGUUACUACAAAAAACCUGAAAGGGGAGAAACCAAAUGAUGCAAAAGAAAUAAACACGUGCUUGAGUUUA